CAGUGCUUUGAAGGGCUGUGCAUAGGAGAGGAGGCCAUGGCUUCUAGGCAGGUCCUCAGGGUUGUGUCUGAUGACGUCACAGUCCAGCAGGAUGACAUCACGGCUUUGUGAUCUUGCCAGGACCCUCUGGGAUGAGGAAAUGGAGGGGCCCUUGAAGAUGCUCCCAGAACAACCAGGUGCUUUAUGGAGGGCCCAAGAUCACCUGUGCUUAGCACUGCCGGCAGGGCUUGUGCCCCAACGGAGGAGGACCAGGGGAAGCCAGCGGCGCCAUGGGCUCCAAUGAGAAGGGGUCGCCCGCCAGGAUGGUUCUGCCUGUUCCAGCCAACGUAGCCCAAGAGCCCCGCCAGGGCUCUCCCCGGCGAAGCAGAGAGACCCAGAGGAACACGUCCCCUCGACGAGAAGGAGCCUCCGGCACCCGGUCCCAUCGAGGGAGCAGCCCUCAGAGAGCCAGUGAGUUUCUGAGAAGCUCCUCGCCCCCCAGAGGGAGCGAUGCAGGCCAGAGCUCCUCCCCUCGGCGAGGAAGUGAACUGUCCCAGAAUGCAUUGCCCCAGAGGGGGAGCGUCAGUGAGGCUCCCCGGAGACUGUCCGUUCCGCCAGCUGCCUCUUCACGGAAGGGAAGCGAGGUCUCCCAGGGCACCCUUUCUCAGAGGGGGGCCGAGGAACCCCGAAGGCCGUCUGCUCCAAGAGGGCCAAACUACCUCGUUCCGGGCCCUUCUCUGCAGAGAGGGAGUGGGGUCUCCGAGAAUUCGUUCUACCAACAACCGGGUGACCUUCCGCGGAACAAUUCUCCCUACAGAGGAAGCGACGCUUUCUGGAGCAGGACCUCCUCACCAAAAGGGGGCGAACUCCCAGCUGGGACCUCAUCCCGCCGAGCGAGUGAGCUCUCCCAGGGACCUGCCUUGAGGUCAGGGUGUCAGGAAGAAAACGAGCUCUCCUUCGGGGGUCCUCCGCAGAGAGGGAGGACGUCCAUCCGGAACAUCUCUCCUCAGCCGGUGGUGGACUACCGGUGCGGCAAGUGUUCCAUCCAGCCGGGGCAGCUCACCAUGACGAACAGCCAGAUGCUGAUGGCGAUGCAACAGAGCCUCAAUUCGCAACGGGAGGAAAUCUACCAGAGGUCCCGGGCUGCAUCCAGAAUAGGGAGAACCCAAGUAGACAACAGAUGCAUCCCCAUCUCCCCAAAUCCGAGUGACUUGCCCCAGGUGACAACCCAGAGCUACCUGAGGCCUAUGGCAAGUCCCAAGGAGGAUUCUGCACGAGUAAAUCCCCCCAAAAGGGAAUCCUUUCAGGUGCCCAAGGCGUUUCCUCAGCUGGCACUGGAAUUGGGACCACAGGACACCUGCCAGCCACCUCGGAAACUCAUCCGCAAACAUGUCCCCAACCCCAAGGACGAGUGGACCCAGACGGAGCCGGCCUACAAGGUCUCCGUUUUCCCAAAGAGCGACUCUCCUCAAGCAGAGGUGUGGUUGGCCCUUCCUCUCCCCACAGAGGCUGAAGCAAGGAGGAGCUCUCUUGAACCGCACUCUGGACCCACCCGCCGGAAGAGCUCUCCUCCCAGGGAGCCAGACACGAGGCGGGCCACCCCUGAACCGCCCCCUGAACCCACCCGCCGAAGGAGCUCUCCUCCCAGGGAGCCAGACACGAGGCGGGCCACCCCUGAACCGCCCCCUGAACCCACCCGCCGAAGGAGCUCUCCUCCCAGGGAGCCAGACACGAGGCGGGCCACCCCUGAACCGCCCCCUGAACCCACCCGCCGAAGGAGCUCUCCUCCCAGGGAGCCAGACGCAAGGCGAGGCACCCAUGAGCCCUCCCAAGAACCCACUUGCCGGAAGAGCUCUCUUCCCAGGGAGCCAGAUCCGAGGCGGGGCACCCUUGAACCACCCCCUGAACCCACCUACCGAAGGAGCUCUCCUCCCAGGGAGCCAGACGUGAAGCGGACCUCCCUCCAGGCAAGGUCUGAACCAACCCAGGCCAUCUACAGGCCUUCCCUCCACCCUGUGUAUGAAUCUGAGUAUCUCUGCCCAAUCCACCAGGAGAUGGAGGAUGCUUGGAAGCGGGCUUUCUCCCCGGGGCAUGAGCCACCUGGCCAGCAACCCCUUUCCACCGCCGAACAGAGAAAAAGUUCCCUCCAAGCCCGGCUCGAACCAGCCCCAAGGGGAUCCGUCCCUCAGGAGCCUGAGGCAAGAAGGGUCUCCUUGCUGAAAGAUGUCGAAGCCAAGAGGACCCCCCUCCAAACAGUCCCCAAAUCCACCAUUCGUGUGCCCCCCUGGCCUGACUCUCUGCCGCAAGAAUUCCAGCCUGUCUACAGACCUGCUUCUCAUCCAGAGAGCGAAUCUGAGUACAGGUGCCCUUUUCAUAAAGAAAUGGAGGCAGCCCUCAGUCGGUCCGCCCCCCCAGGGACUGAUAUUCCACACAGGGGCUCCCUCGUCAGGGAGACCCCACAGCACGGGAGCCUUGGGCCGGCUUGGACCCAGUCAGAGCCUGGCCUCGAUGCCCAUCAGGUUCCGAGAGGUUCUCUUCAGCCCACCACUGCCACCAUAGCAAGACCCAGGCCCUUGUCGGAUCCAGAGGCCACCGUGAACUGGGGACUCUUGCCUCCAAGGCCCUUAAGCAAGUUUGGACCUCAGUCAACUUGGUGGCCUUUGCUUCAGCCAGGCCAAAGCCCUCCCACCCCGGAUGUGAUGGACAGGCACCUCAGUCUACCAGCUCCAGACUUCGGAGAGAAGCGUCCCAGCUUAGCUCUGGAUUUGAGGGAGAAGCCCUGCAGCUUGCCAGCUCCAGAUUUGAGGGAGAAGCCUUGUUCCAGCUUAGCUCCAGACUUGAGGGAGAUGUUAAGCAGCCCACCGGCUCCGGACCCAGCAAAAGUCGCGGCGGCUUUUCCUGGGGAGCUGGAGGAAGCCUUGGGUUUGCCGCAGGAUGCCAUUUCCACCUCGAGCCAAGACCUGCCAAGACAGACAGCGCGUUUUGAAGAGCCGCCUGCCCACCUGGACCAGAGGCCGCAGUGUGUGGGCCCCAGCAGUGAGGCCGAUGACCUCAUCAACCUGCAGCGAGGGAAGGACCCCCUGAGGUUUAGUGCUUUCUUUGUGGGUAUGUUGCAGGAGUCUGUUGGGCUGCGUCUUGUGCCACCAGGCCGGGCCCCCCUUGAGGAGGGCAGAGGAGGCUGCGCUCAUCAGAGGCAAGGUGGAUUUGCAAAGAUGAAAUAAA
This is a messenger RNA of Podarcis raffonei (Aeolian wall lizard), 3201 nucleotides long. RefSeq names its product serine/arginine repetitive matrix protein 1-like. Bases 270 to 3200 code for a protein of 976 amino acids. Lineage: Eukaryota; Metazoa; Chordata; Lepidosauria; Squamata; Lacertidae. The record is from RefSeq and is a predicted model, not a curated record. The transcript has a single exon.